CGGCCCCAACUUCGUCAGUUGGAUUUCAGAACAUCAGACGGGCGGGCGUGUGUAGGAUGGAUCGUUAGCAAUAACAGCAGUUUUUUUUCAUUCCGCCUUCUAGCAGUGUUUGUUUAUUACCUUCCGGCACACUUUCCGUAAAUCCUUCUCGACAGUGGUGCUUUUAAUUUUUAUUUGGACGUUUAUUUUCUAUCUACUGUAAACGUCGUUCCGAUUUCACGUCGAGAAGGCGGCCGCACAAGUUUGAAAGCGGCUUUUCAAAAGUAGUACCACCUACUCGCAAUAUUUCAAUAUCGCUGUAUCAACGCAUCAAGCAAUUAUCAAGAUGGUGAAGAAGGUUUCAGAAGAGAGUGUAGAUAGCGGCGUCGGCCGCUGCAGCAGCCAGUCAGGCAGCGAGCGCGAGUCGGACGAGAGCCCGCGGACCGCCGAGCCAUCCGCGCCGGUACCCAUCCCUGACUCCGAUGACCUGGCACGCCGCAAGGAGGAGGCGCGCAGGAAGCGCCGCAGGAAGAAGCGCUCGGGCAGCUCGGUCGUCACAUCGUGUUUCCAAGGUAAUAGUCCACCCCACCUUACAUCCCCGCUGCAACUCCUGCUCAGACAGGAGCGACCGCACCGGGCCCAUCCCCGACUCUGCGCAGGAAGAAGCGCUCAGGCAGCUCGGAGCGACCGCACCGGGCCCAUCCCCGACCUUGAUGACCUGGCGCGCCGCAAGGAGGAGGCGCGCAGGAAGCGCCGCAGGAAGAAGCGCUCGGGCAGCUCGGUCGUCACAUCGUGUUUCCAAGGUAAUAGUCCACCCACCCCUCACAUCCCCCGCUGCAACUCCUGCUCAGACAAGAGCGACCGCACCGGGCACAUCCCUGACUCCGAUGACCUGGCGCGCCGCAAGGAGGAGGCGCGCAGGAAGAAGCGCUCGGGCAGCUCGGUCGUCACAUCGUGUUUCCAAGGUAAUAGUCCACCCACCCCUUACAUCCCCUGCUCCAACUCCUGCUCAGCCAGGAGCGGCCGCACCGGGCCCAUCCCUGACUCUGCAGACUUGGCGCGCCGCAAGGAGGAGGCGCGCAGGAAGCGCCGCAGGAAGAAGCGCUCGGGCAGCUCGGUCGUCACAUCGUGUUUCCAAGACCUGUACAAACUAACAGGCGAGGUGCUGGGCGAGGGCGCGUACGCCUCGGUUCAGACGUGCGUCAACAUCUACACGGAGCAGGAGUUCGCCGUCAAGAUCAUCGACAAAGUGCCGGGGCACGCCCGCGCCAGGGUGUUCCGCGAGGUGGAGACCUUCCACUACUGCCAGGGACACCCGAACAUAAUCCAGCUCAUUGAAUUCUUUGAGGACACCGACAAGUUCUAUCUUGUCUUCGAAAAGAUCAACGGCGGGCAGCUGCUGUCCCGCAUACAGGAGCACCACUACUUCUCAGAGCCGCAGGCGGCGGAGAUAGUACGGGAGCUUGCCAAUGCACUGCACUUCCUUCACGGGAAGGGCGUCGCGCACCGGGAUUUAAAGCCCGAGAACAUUCUGUGCGUGCACACUGAUAGACUGUGCCCGGUCAAGAUCUGCGACUUUGAUCUGGGCAGCGGGAUCAGCUUCACCUCCAGUCUUGCCAGCCCACUGGCCACUCCGCAGCUUAUGACACCGGUUGGUAGCGCGGAGUUCAUGGCGCCCGAAGUGGUUUCCCUAUUCGCGGGCUCGGCAGCAGCGCACUACGACAAGCGCUGCGACCUGUGGUCGCUGGGGGUCAUCGCUUACAUCUUGCUGUGCGGCUACCCGCCGUUCAGGGCUGACUGUGGCGCUGACUGUGGUUGGGAGCGCGGCGAGAACUGUCGCGCUUGUCAGGACCUGCUGUUCACCUCGAUACAGGAGGGUCGCUACUCGUUCCCGUCGGAGGAGUGGUCGCACAUCUCGCCCGAGGCGAAGGACCUGAUCCGGCAGCUGCUGGUGCGCGAGGCGGCGCAGCGGCUCAGCGCCGAGCGCGUGCUGCAGCACCCCUGGCUGCGCCGCGCCGACCCGCGCGCCGCCAGGCCCGCGCUGCACACCGCGCUCAACAUCAAGCGCAACAUGUCAGCGCGCAACCUGUCGAACUUCGCGGAGUCAGCGAUGGCUGUCAACCGCGUGAUCCAACAGCAUUUCUCCAUGAACUACUCGUACAUGGAGCGUCCGCCCGCCGUCCGGAACACAAAGUCCUGCUACCCGACCCCGGACGCGGCCAUAGCGGAGCUGGACGAAGCGGAGAAGGCAGUCCGCAAGAUCAACAUUCGGUGCGGAGAGGAAUACAACCAGCCGCUCGGGCUGUCUCCGCCUACUGAGUCGGAGCUCAUGCGUCGGCGCAUGCAGGCCAAGCCGCUGCCCGUGCACUAGCCCCGCCCACCCGCCCCUCCCCCUCCCCGUCUGCUACCAGAGUAAAUACAAAUGAGUAGGUCAUCUUCAUAGAAACGCACCGAGCGCGGUUUGUAUGUGAGCGCGCCAAUAUACGUAUGCGACAACCACGACUGGCUCCCCGCUAAUCGCCGCUAAAUAAAGUCAGUGUGUGCGCGCGCGCCGCAUACGUGUUGGCGCGCUCACAUACAAACCGCGCCCGUGCGUUUCUAUGAAGAUGACCUACUCAUUUGAAUUUACUCUGCUGCUACUGUCGUGCGCAGCCCCGACCUCUAGACUGUACAGUAACUUCAAACCCACCACGAUUUUAUGCCUCACGGAUGACGCGACCGAAGACCGAUGCGAGUCAACGAUUUCAAUUCCGCUGGACGUAAGAUCGAAGUAGCAAUAAGAUCAGGGUGUAACUCGACAUACGGCUAUAUCAAUCGACUAAUUUUAUUUUACCCGUACAUUGAUGUUUACCGCCUUUGCAUCACGUGACCUAUGAGGUUUCAAUACGGGGGUUCCGUAAGUCGAUUGCACUCAACAAGUUAUCCAACUUUCUUCUUCACCAUGGAAUAUUGGCAAAAGUGAGAGAGAUGGAUAAAGUCGAUAUAUCGAAAUUUACGAAGUAGAUAUCUAGAGCUAAGAAACUUCCACGAGUAGAUCUGUGGACUUAUUUAAGUAAGGAAGGUGUUUUGAAAUGUCAUGUCUUACUUAAUAGGCGUUACUUCAGUUCCUAAUACGCAGACGAAACCUCAGAUGCACAGUCGACUUAGUGAUUACGAGGCAGUCUGAAUCCGGUCGUUUGAAGUGUCAAUAAUCCGUCCGUUCUAGAAUCGGUUAUGAAUACAGGGUGGAAUCAAAAAUGAGCCAGCUUAGUGAACAUUCAUUAUUAUAAAUGAGUUAUCUCUUCGUGACUUACUAUAUUUAUAAUAAUGAACUCUUGUUUCUUAAAGAUUUGCGGCCGUGUUUGAUUUCACCCUGUAUGAGGGUAGUCGUCAAAUCGUCAAAAAUAUGCGUCAAAUCGACGGUUUUUGCAUUUUUAGCCCAACGUUUCCCAUACUAGAAUUUACGGGACUUGACACUACAAAUGGUCGGAUUUGGUCUAAACUUUGACACGAUAUCUCGGUUUUUCUUUCACAUACUCAAUAGCUGUGUUUAGCUAUAAAGUUUUUGAAAGAAACAUCGAGAAUCUCUUAGUGCGAUGGAAAUAUCUAGCGUGCAUACACUGUGACGACGCGAAUGGCAAAAAAUCGAUUUAAUAUUAAACCAGUGCCGGUCAAUGAUGAAAUCAUAAUCGCCGAUUUCCCAUCGUUGAAUUAUAUCCAAUCAUUGAAUGCAACAAUUACAUUCUUCUGGAUAAGUUAUUGUAUCGUACAAUGAUUAGAUGUUGAUUUAUGGAUGAUGAGAAACCUGUGGAGUCAUUUGACGCAAUCUGAGACCACUUAUUCUAAAAUAUUGUAGGGAUGCCGUAUGUUUAUUGAUCCGCCGCCAAAUCGCCGCUUUUGAUCCUAAGCAUGUUUAUCGUUCCGGCCUCGUAUCGUAUCUUUUUCUUACUCGUAAAGCGUUGUCAAUCGCGUGAUGUUAGCGCAGUAUAGCUCAAUACGAGUAAGGGAGAGACGGUGAUUUGUAAAAUACGUGACGAUGCCGGAUUGAUCCUGCGUACUCUCCGCGCCGGUUGCGGGUUGAUUCCCUUACAUUGACGUCACGCGGGAGAAUAGUGAUUAGAGAGCGGCGGUCUGGUGGCGCGUUGAUGAGCAUUCGGCUGUAGGGACACUCAAGUCAGACAGCCCGAGAUAGAUCUACGCACAAUGAAUCCAAGGUCUAAUUUUGCGUGAACGAUUACAGGCGGGCGCGUGGUAAUCCUGCUUGAAAAGUUCGCAAUGACGUACCUUUAUACAUUGUGGGUAGAUGUACCGCGCUGCGACUUGCUUGCCGGUCGCGCAGUGUGUGCGAGGGGAGGGGCCCCGUAGACUGUGCCAAUGGAAAUAUUCCACCAGUGAUAGAUCACUCGUAGAGCUGUAACGGUUUCAUUUGAGCCUUUUAAAGAUAUAUUUUUAUGAAUAAAUAAAAACGACUGAAUAGUUUUUAUCGAGUAGUAGAGUAUUUGUGAGUUAUGUUGAGACCGACGACGGUCGAUAAAAAUCGUAUUAUAUUGAGAUAGUUGUGCCGAUCUACAUACUUUAUUAUCUUUAUAGAGAUGAAAUGAAAUUUACUAUUAUUUUUGGAUUUCAGAAAUCCGUAAGCAAAUAAAUUCGAGAGCUUGUAAUGUGUGAAUCGCCUUUGGUUCGUCGUGGCCUAUCCUUUGCAAUAAAUAGAAAUUAUGUAAUUUUUGAUGGAGUUUUCGGAUACUAGUCUGUUUAUGUGAUUGUUUUUUUUUUUGCAUUUUACCAACAAAAUCCACAUCUCAUUAAUUAAGAUUGAAUCGACAGUGUUUUAUAUAAGAAAGUUAAGGGUAAUAUGUGACAUUUUUACUAAGAGGUGCAAGUGUAACUGUAGUUUCGCGUAAUUACUUUGAUCGGUUUACAUGUAAUAAGAAUAAAUUGCUUCGUGUUGUGCUGUACGGAGGGGCACUUGAGCUGAUGUUUGAAUGUCAUAUAUAUCUGACUCGAGCUGUGUUGGUAAGUUAAGUGUUGCAUGGGGUUCCAUGGAACUGCCAUAACAUUGUGAUCAGUUUGAAUACUUUUAUAUUGCUAAAAGAAGUGUUGAAAUAAUGUUAAGUGUAGACCUGCUAGACUGUACCCUGCGUAGAUCGUUGAUUGGAGAAAGGUUAAUAGUGCAUCACUUUUGGCUAUUUUAUUAUUGUUUAAAUUUCACAAAUUUUAUGAAUGUCAUUGUGAUUGAGAAUGUUAAUUAUAUUUUUAUUGGGUGGCUUUAUCCAAUCAAUUCUAAACUUACUUACGCAGUACUUUGUUAAAAUUUUGUUUUCGACUAAAUCUUUGAUUUGAACUGUCAUUGAAUUACAAUGUUUGAAUUUUUAUAA
Ostrinia nubilalis (European corn borer) is the source of this 5333-nucleotide messenger RNA. It is a transcript of the gene Lk6, whose product is annotated as MAP kinase-interacting serine/threonine-protein kinase 1. Lineage: Eukaryota; Metazoa; Arthropoda; Insecta; Lepidoptera; Crambidae. Gene Ontology annotation, biological process: intracellular signal transduction; protein autophosphorylation; peptidyl-serine phosphorylation. Gene Ontology annotation, molecular function: calcium-dependent protein serine/threonine kinase activity; calcium/calmodulin-dependent protein kinase activity; calmodulin binding. The transcript is spliced from 9 exons. The record is from RefSeq and is a predicted model, not a curated record. The coding region runs from base 326 to 2350 and encodes 674 amino acids. Gene Ontology annotation, cellular component: nucleus; cytoplasm.